AUAGACUAGUGUUGUGGGAGUGUGAUGCUACAACCUCCUUAUAAAGGGAUUCGCACAUUGUGGCUUGAAAUUAGAGCACAUUGCCUAAAUUUGAGGUCUCCACAGAGUCACUGAAAAACAGCUGUCAUGUAUUCGUUGAACGUGGAGGACAUGCUUCAUGUGGCCGAGACGCCACUCUUCUGGGUCGGAGCAUUCACCGUGGCCUCACUGUCUUUGUGGGUGCUCCACCGACUCCUCCAAGGUUUUCGAAUUUGGGUCUGGGGAAAUGGACAGUUGAUCUCGCCGAAACUGGGCAAAUGGGCAGUUGUGACGGGAGCCACAGACGGCAUCGGUAAAGUCUAUGCGGAGGAGCUCGCUCGUAAAGGGUUCGCAAUGAUUCUCAUCAGUCGGUCCCAGGACAAGCUGGAUGAUGUCGCCAGGCAGCUUGAGGAGCAGUACAAGGUGGAGACCAAGACCAUCGCCGUGGACUUUGGCCUGUCGGACAUCUACCCAAAGAUCGAGGCUGGACUGGCUGGKCUGGAGAUCGGAGUCCUGGUGAAUAAUGUGGGAAUAUCCUAUCCCUACCCUGAGUACUUCCUGCAUAUUCCUGACCUGGACAACUUCAUCACCAACAUGAUCAAUGUCAACAUGACCUCCGUUUGCCAGAUGACUCGACUAGUUCUGCCCAGAAUGGUAGAGAGGUCCAAAGGUGUGGUCCUCAACAUCUCCUCUGCCAGUGGCAUGUACCCCGUCCCUCUUCUGACUGUAUACUCCUCUUCCAAGGCUUUUGUGGACUUCUUCUCCCGGGGACUUCAGGAGGAGUAUAAGGCAAAGGGAAUCAUUGUCCAGAGCGUGCUGCCGUUCUUUGUGGCGACCAAGAUGACCCGUAUCAGGAAGCCCACCUUGGACAAGCCCACCCCGGAGCGCUAUGUGGCUGCUGAGCUGACAACCAUCGGACUGCAGGACCAGACCAACGGCUACUUCCCCCACGCAGUCAUGGGCUGGCUGACCACUGUCCUGGUGCCCAUCAACCUGGUCAUUUACUUUGGGGCAAGGAUGAACCGAGCCCAGCGUACUGGCUACCUGAAGAGGAGAAAGCUGAGGGAGCUGGCCAACCAGAGUAACGGGAAGAGUGACAGGCUGAAGAGCGAAUAAGAACCCCCCCAUAGAAAAGAAUGGAGAAUGAAAGCUGACCAUAGAACUACCACUGACUAGCCCUGACUGUCCAUUUAGUUAGUAAUGUCAAAUGAUUCACGGGUGUGUUUUGAGGAUCUUUUUGUAUGUUGAAGCUAACGGAUAUCUUCCUCGGAGCCCAUAUUGACGUAACAUGACACGUCUUUUGAAUGAAGUGGUUCAGCGAUAACGCCUCUAACCAAAACGGCAGCUCUAACAAAGUGGCUGCGACAAAUACAUACUCUGCUCUCAGCACAGGGAAUAGAAAAAUAACUGUGACCAAAAAUAAUUGCAGAGAAGAAUCUUUAAAGGCCCAGUUCAGUCAAAUGUGAUUUUUCCUGUUUUAUAUUCGUUUCCACACUGAGGUUGGAAAUAAUACUGUGAAAUUGUGGUAAUGAAAAUGCCCUUUUAGUGUAAGAGCUGUUUGAAAAGACCGCCUGAACUUCAGUCUGUUUUGGUGGGAUAGAGUUUUGGUCUUCUAUGGUGACGUCACCAUGCAGUCAAUUAGUUAAUAGACCAAUAAGAAAGCGUUCCAAAUCUUUCUGCCAAUAACCGCUAAUUUUCAGUCCCCUCACUGAUUACUCCCAGACAAUCCUAGCAAAAUCCUUGCUUGAGCAAUUGCCCUUUGCUAAGAAGCUAUUUUUGGUUAUUUUUGACCAUUUUAAUUAACAAUCACAGUAAUUUACUUGUUACCCAAAACAACAUAUUUGAUAUUGAGAAACAUCUUCAUUUGACCUUUAAACAGGGUGAUUUUCGUUGACUCUGCUGUUGUAAGCAGAAUGGUGGCGGGCCAAUUUUUUUUUUAUAUAUAUUUUUAUACAUGUACGUAAAACCAAGCCGCAGGCACAUCUUCAGGUACUUCGCACAGUGUGAAGUGCAGUUUACACACUGGCUGUGCCUGAAAAGUUUACAAGCUAUCACCCCCCCCCCCCAGCUUGUUCGCCUUAACUGUCUAGCUGAGUUAUUGUCAAUCAAGAGUGUUGGCUUUUUGUGCAUAUUUAAAUUUUUUGUGUAUUUAAAAAAAAAUAAAAAAAUGUGGUGGGAUUUGUUGCACUGAUGUAUUUCGCUUUUUUUCAGUUGUCUAAACUUUAAGUAUUUUUUUUCUUCUUCCCCCCCUAUAAAAUGUAAUUGUUAUCCACAUGCCUUCCAGUUCAUGCUGGCAUUGAUCACGUCCAAUGAGAGGGAGUCUUGCACAUUGAAGGCUUUAUAUGGAGCUGUGAAUGCCCUAAAUGAUAGUAGUUCCAUUGAAAGCUAAUACUAUACACUUGCCUUACAGGCUCAGACUGUAUUGCCAAAGACUGUAUACUAUAUAUUGUGCACGAGAGCCUUUUGGAGUGGUGAGGGACUUCAACAACAUGCACAACUGUUUUUUGUUUGUCUGGGUGUUGCUCUAUGUAUGACUUGGAUCUCUGUAUGACUUGUUCUGACCGAUGUCCAGACUUGGUGCCUUAUGAAGAUCUCAGGUGUGAAACGAUACCAGUUUAUCAGGAAUUUUGGAAUUGCAAUGUACUCUGUCACUCUUGCUGUUUUGCGCCUGUACGAUUUAAUCUGAACUUUCUACUUGAUAAAUUCUGUACAAUAA
Salvelinus sp. IW2-2015 is the source of this 2734-nucleotide messenger RNA. It is a transcript of the gene hsd17b12a, whose product is annotated as hydroxysteroid (17-beta) dehydrogenase 12a. Lineage: Eukaryota; Metazoa; Chordata; Actinopteri; Salmoniformes; Salmonidae. Gene Ontology annotation, cellular component: endoplasmic reticulum. Gene Ontology annotation, molecular function: oxidoreductase activity. The record is from RefSeq and is a predicted model, not a curated record.